Messenger RNA from Diuraphis noxia (Russian wheat aphid), 1829 nucleotides. RefSeq names its product 6-phosphofructo-2-kinase/fructose-2,6-bisphosphatase-like. Gene Ontology annotation, biological process: fructose 2,6-bisphosphate metabolic process; fructose metabolic process. Lineage: Eukaryota; Metazoa; Arthropoda; Insecta; Hemiptera; Aphididae. Gene Ontology annotation, cellular component: cytosol. The record is from RefSeq and is a predicted model, not a curated record. Gene Ontology annotation, molecular function: ATP binding; 6-phosphofructo-2-kinase activity; fructose-2,6-bisphosphate 2-phosphatase activity.
UUUUAUGUAUUUCUAGUAUUUUCUGUGAGCUCAUACAGGCGUAAACACAUUGAGUUGUAUAGUAGCCAUGACCUCUUUCGUAAGGAAAACAGUGAAGCGGCUGAGAUUCGUCAAUUAAGUGCUCAAGAAGCACAAGAUGAUGCCACCAAAUGGUUACAAGAUGGAGGAGAUGUAGCUAUAUUGGAUGGUACUCAUAUAACACAAGCUCGUCGUCAAACGGUGUAUGAUCAUUUUGCUAAAGUUAUGGGGUAUAAGGUAUUAUUUAUUGAGUGUGUUUGUGAUGAUGAAAUGCUUAUUGAGCACAAUGUCAAAGAAGUAUUGCAAUUCAGUAAGGACUAUAGAAAUAUGUCCAGUGAGAAAGCRCUGGAUGAUUUUCAUCACAAGAUUGAACAUUACAUGGAACAACAUGAACCAAUGAAACCAAAAUCAGAUGGCUAUAGCUACAUAAAAUAUUUAAAUGGAGGAGAAUCACUAACUGUUUGUCGUUUGAAUUCUCCUAUGCAAAGUGAGGUGCUAGCCUUUGUUUCAAAUUUCAAACCAUUAGCAAAAACAUUUUAUUUUUCAAGACAUGGAGAAAGUGAAAAUAAUGUUUUGGGUCGUAUUGGAGGAGAUGCUGAAUUGUCUGUCCGUGGCCGCACUUAUGCYGCGGCAUUGGCAAGAUAUUUUAAUAAUGAGAAUCGUUUAGAGGGACUACGGGUGUGGACAAGUGAAUUAAAACGUACCCAUCAGACAGCUCAAGGUAUUAAAGCACCAAUAGAACCAGUGCCCUUUUUGAAUGAGUUGUAUGCUGGUGUAUGUGAAGGAUUGAGUUAUGAAGAGAUGCAAUGCAAAUUUCCACAAGAGUUUGCUUGGCGUGAUCAAGAUAAGUUACAAUAUCGCUAUCCAUGGGGAGAGUCUUACAUAGAUAUUAUGACACGAUUGAAACCAGUAUUGUUGGAACUUGAAGGAGAUAUAGAUAAUCUAUUGAUAAUCAGCCACCAAGCUGUUUUAAGAUGCUUACUUGGAUAUUUCUUAAAUAAGAAACACGAAGAAUUACCGUACAUUAAUGUACCUUUGCACACCAUCAUCAAGCUGACUUUAAGUGGAUAUAAAUGUAAAAUGGAAGUGAUUAAGCUAAAUAUUGAAUGUGUGGACACAUACCGCAUGCAACCAAAGAAUUGCUCCGUCAAUCGUUCAACUGAUGAUGCCUUACUAACAGUGCCAGCUCAUUUUGAGAAUUUAUCUUUGUGGAAUCAUGCGCCAAUCGUUCAGCUUUGAACAUAAUUCAAACAUUAUAUACAAUUAGAUAUAUUUAUGUUUGUAAUACUAUGUAUGUUUUCAUAUACAAAUUAAUUUACAAUAUCCCAAUAAUCUUAGAUCUUUAAAUUUUAUAACGUCAUGGCAUUUAAAAUGGUUUGAUAUUAUAGAAGAUGUAAUGUUUAAUUUCAGAUAUAGAGUUUUUACAUUAACUUUAUACUAUAAUAAUAUUUUAAGUGAAUAUUAAUAAUUUGAUUAUUUUUGACAUUUACGGACCAUGUUAUGAGAUGAUAAAUAUUAGAGAUAUUUUAAUAAUUUUUAAACAUAGAUUUGAAAGAACACAAAUUAGAUACUAUUAAUUAGAUAUUAAGUGUUAUAAAUAAUAAGUACAUGAAGAGUUAUGGAUUUCUAUAGUUUGUUUAUCACAUUCAUAUAGUAUAUUGCUAUAACUUAUAUCUAACAAACAAAAUCUAUUGUUUUUAUUCCCCAUACUAGUUUCAGUCUUGAAAAUAUUUGAUAUUAUCAAAAAAAAAAAAGUUAAAUCGGUGCAUGUGUUUGAUUUCUUAUAUUGUUAAUAACAUUCUAUAAUCGCA